Molecule: messenger RNA, 1023 nt
Organism: Penicillium olsonii
Lineage: Eukaryota; Fungi; Ascomycota; Eurotiomycetes; Eurotiales; Aspergillaceae
Source: the annotation of a GenBank genome assembly
AUGUCUCUCAACAAGCGAAUCACCCUGAAUACCGGUGCUAAGAUUCCGCAACUUGGCUUUGGUACUUGGCAGUCUGCACCUGGCGAAGUUGGAGAUGCUGUGUACGAGGCUUGCAAAGUCGGUUACCGUCAUCUGUACAAGCAAUUACUGACUAUCUUCAGCUAUGAAAAUCAACAAGAAAUCGCGGAGGGCCUGAAGCGAGCUUUCAAGGAAAUUCCCGGCCUUAAGCGCGAGGAUCUUUUCAUUACAUCCAAGCUCUGGAACUCGCAACACCGCUCUGAUUUGGUCGAGCCAGCCCUUGACGCGUGUCUCAAAGAGCUCGGCCUUGACUAUCUUGAUCUUUAUCUUGUUCAUUUCCCUGUUGCUUUCAAAUCUGGCAGAGGAUACAAUCCCGUUGCCCAAGAAAGCAGUAUGGAGGGUGGCGAAGCUGACAUUGACAAUGAUGUUUCCAUUGUUGAAACUUGGAGAGCCAUGACCAAUCUUCCAAAGUCGAAGGCACGCGCAGUUGGCGUUUCCAACCACAUGAUUCCCCAUCUUGAUGCAAUCAUCAAGGCGACCGGCAUCACUCCAGCAGUCAAUCAAAUCGAGCGACACCCUUGCCUACAGAGCGACCAGCUGGUUGAAUACUGUGCGAAGAAUGGAAUCCACAUUACUUCCUACUCCGCAUUUGGUAACAACAUGAUCGGGGUUCCCCUCGUGAUUACUCGCCCAGAGAUCCAGGCUGUGGCCCAAAAGGUCUCUGUUCGUCUAGGACGCGAUGUGACGCCAGCUCAGGUUGUUCUUGCCUGGUCGCAGGUCGGUGGACAUAGCGUUAUCCCCAAAUCCGUCACUGCUUCCCGCAUUGCGCAGAACUUCCAAGAGUUAGAGCUCCUGGAUGAGGAAAUUGAAGAGAUCAAUCAGUUGGGGCAGAGCCCUCAACGUUUCAACGUCCCAUUCGUUGCCAACUCGCCCCGAUGGAACAUCAACAUUUUCAAUGAGGAUUCGGAGAAGGCAGCAAAGUAUUCUAUUAAUCUCAAGGCCUGA